Trematomus bernacchii (emerald rockcod) is the source of this 3475-nucleotide messenger RNA. RefSeq names its product pitrilysin metallopeptidase 1 (gene pitrm1). Bases 199 to 3276 code for a protein of 1025 amino acids. Gene Ontology annotation, biological process: protein processing. NCBI's taxonomy places the organism in Eukaryota, Metazoa, Chordata, Actinopteri, Perciformes, Nototheniidae. The record is from RefSeq and is a predicted model, not a curated record. Gene Ontology annotation, molecular function: metal ion binding. Gene Ontology annotation, cellular component: mitochondrial matrix. The transcript is spliced from 27 exons.
GUUAGAUCUACGAUCUGCGCGGCUGUGGCGUCCAUGUUUUACGUGUGCAACUAACCAAUGUGUUAACUGUCCAACACACAGCAUGACCUGAGAUGCGAAACGAAAUAAUGUGGAAUUAUUGACAAUAUUUAAUUACAAAAGUGUUAUUUUAAUAGCCGAAUACACUUGGAGACUAAUAAUUUCGCCACUGACAAAGCCAUGUUUCGGCAAACGAAGGGAGUGCUCCAGAAACUUAGAUAUCUGAGUUUCAAUGGACAGCAGCACACAUGGAGGCUGAAGAGCACCAAAGCACAAGAGAGGGCCUGUCAGUACCAAGCAGGACAGAAAAUCCACGGCUUUACAGUCAGAGAAGUUGUGGUGGUCCCGGACUUGUUUCUCACAGCAGUGAAGUUGACUCAUGAUAAAACUGGGGCUCAGUACCUGCAUGCGGCCAGAGAUGACGCCAAUAACCUCUUCAGUGUCCAGCUCAGAACGACCCCCAUGGACAGCACCGGGGUCCCUCACAUCCUGGAGCACACGGUGCUGUGUGGGUCUGAGAAGUAUCCGUGCAGAGACCCUUUCUUCAAGAUGCUCACACGCUCCCUGUCCACCUUCAUGAACGCCUUCACCGCCAGUGACUACACCAUGUAUCCGUUCUCAACACAAAAUGGGAAAGACUUCCAGAAUCUUCUUUCGGUGUAUCUGGAUGCAGUUUUCUUCCCUUGUUUACGAGAGCAGGAUUUCUGGCAGGAGGGCUGGAGGCUGGAGCAUGAAGACCCCAAAGAUGUCAGCACCCCUCUGGUGUUUAAAGGAGUCGUGUUCAAUGAGAUGAAGGGCGCUUUUUCAGAAAACGAGCGCGUGUACGCGCAGCACCUCCAGAACAAGCUGUUUCCGGACCACACGUACUCUGUGGUGUCGGGAGGAGAGCCGCUCGACAUCCCCGACCUCACCUGGGAGCAACUCAAACAGUUCCACGCCACACACUACCACCCCAGCAACGCCAGGUUCUUCACAUAUGGAGAUCUGCCUCUGGAGCAGCAUCUGAAGCAGAUCGAAGAGGAAGCUCUGUCCAGGUUUGAGCGCAUCAACCCGAACACAGAGGUCCCGUCACAGCCACACUGGAGCAGCCCUAGAGAAGACCAUGUGACCUGCGGCCCUGAUGCCAUGGCUCCAGAUCCAAAGAGGCAGGACACGCUGUGUGUGAGCUUCCUGCUGGGAGACAUCACGGACACGUUUGAAGGGUUCACUCUCAGCCUGCUGUCCUCUCUCAUGAUGUCUGGACCAAACUCUCCGUUCUACAAAGCUCUCAUCGAACCCAACAUAGGGACCGACUUCUCCUCUGUCGCAGGAUAUGAUGGCAGCACCAAAGAGGCGUCGUUCAGCAUCGGUCUGCAGGGGAUGGCUGAGGAAGACACGGAGAGGGUGAAACAGAUCAUCCGUGAAACCAUCGAUGACAUUAUAGAGAAAGGCUUUGAGGCGGAAAGGAUCGAGGGUCUGCUCCAUAAGAUCGAGAUCCAGAUGAAACACCAGUCCACAAACUUCGGCCUCUCUCUGGCCUCGUACAUAGCGUCGUCGUGGAAUCAUGACGGUAACCCGGUGGAGCUGCUGCAGAUCAGCGACAGCGUCACACAGUUCAGAAAGGCUCUAAAGGAAAACCCUCGCUUCCUGCAGGACAAAGUCAAACACUACUUCAAGGAGAACACACACAGACUGACCCUCUCUAUGAGUCCAGAUGAAACGUACGUGGAGAAACAGGCAAAGGCAGAAGAGGAGAAACUGCAGAAGAAGAUCCAGGCUCUGUCUGAGAGCGACAGGAAGGAGAUCUAUGAGAAAGGUCUGGAGCUGCUGGCCGCUCAGAGUAAAACUCAGGAUGCUUCCUGCCUGCCGGCGCUCAAAGUGUCGGACAUCGAACUGACCAUCCCCAUCACGCCCGUUCAGAUCAGCACCGCAGGAGGCGUCCCUCUGCAGCUCUGUGAGCAGCCGACCAACGGCCUGGUGUACUUCAGAGCGAUGUGCAGCCUCAACACGCUGCCAGAGGAACUCAGGCUCUACGUGCCGCUGUUCUGCAGCGUCGUCACAAAGAUGGGCUGUGGAGGUCUGGACUACAGGCAGCAGUCUCAGCAGAAGGAGCUGAGGACGGGGGGGAUGUCCGUCUCUCCUCACGUCUCCUCUGACUCCGCCCAGCUGGACAUGUACGAGCAGGGAGUCCUCCUGUUCUCCUCCUGCCUGGAGAGGAACCUCCCUCACAUGUUUCAGCUGUGGAGCGACACAUUCAACAGCCCCCACUUUGACGAUGAGGAGCGCCUGAGAGUGCUGGUGAUGAUGUCAGCGCAGGAGUUAGCCAAUGGGAUCGCUUACUCCGGUCACAUGUACGCCAUGACUCGAGCAUGCAGACACCUGACUCCAUCUGGAGAUCUGCAGGAGACGUUCGGAGGGAUGGAGCAGGUGAAGUUUAUGAAGAAGAUAGCAGAGAUGUCAGACCUUAGUCAAGUCAUCCGGAUUCUACCGAGGAUCAAAACACAUCUUCUGAACCCCGACAACAUGAGGUGUGCAAUCAACACGACUCCACAGAAAAUGUUCGACUCAGUGUCUCAGCUGGAGAGUUUUAUGAAGGACGUCUCUGGAAACAGAAAGACACGCAAACCUGUCAGAAGUAAUAUUAUCGAGAGGCCUCUGGAUCCGCAGGGUGGAUCCGGGCUGAGCAGGAAACUCAUCUCUGAGGUGAACUUCCAGCCGUGUCAGAUGAAGACGUUCUUCCAGAUGCCGUUCCCCAUCAACUUCAUCAGCGAGAGCAUCCGCACGGUGCCGUUCGCCCACGAGGACUACGCCAGUCUGUGCAUCUUGGCGAGGAUGAUGACGUCGAAGUUUCUCCACGGAGAAAUCCGGGAGAAGGGCGGGGCUUAUGGGGGCGGAGCCAGGAUGGGAGGCGGACUCUUCUCCUUUUACUCAUACAGGGACCCGAACUCCAUGCAGACCCUCUCAGCGUUUCGCAGAGGCGUCGAUUGGGCCAAGUCGGGUGAUUUCUCCCAGCAGGACAUCGACGAGGCCAAACUGUCAGUUUUCUCCGCCGUGGACUCACCUGUGGCCCCCGCCAGCAAAGGAAUGGGUCGUUUCCUGAGUGGAGUCACAGACGAGAUGCUGCAGGGUCACAGAGAGAGGCUCUUCGCUGUCUCUCACAGAAGUCUGGUGGAGGUCGCCGAGAGAUAUCUGGGUGUCGGUCAGAGGACGUGUGGUGUCGCCAUCCUGGGCCCAGAGAACGAGACGAUUAAAAAAGAUCCCUCAUGGAUUGUAAAAUAAUGUAUUAUUAAAACCUGUUAGGAUUAUUUUUUAAAUGGUGGCAAAAAAAGCUGAAGCGCACAAAACCAGAAGGACAGACGAGUGUUUUAGUAAAUCUGACUCUGCAGAUUAUGACUUUUCCUUCUUUGAUAUAUUCUGUUAUGUACAUAUUUAUGAAAAUCUGAUUAUUAAAUAACAGUAUAAUAUUGGAAAAAUCUAA